ACGGAUAAGGGGUCAACAAAAAAAAAAACCCCAGAAGAGGCUGCUCCGUUGUGUUGGAAAAAUGGAGCUGCCCGCCGCGGGAGAGCACGUCUUUGCGGUGGAGAGCAUCGAGAAGAAGCGCAGCAGGAAGGGGAGGGUCGAGUACCUGGUCAAGUGGAGAGGAUGGUCACCGAGAUACAACACCUGGGAGCCAGAGGAGAACAUCCUGGACCCGAGGCUGCUCGAUGCCUUCCAAGACAGGGAACGUCAGGAGCAGCUGAUGGGAUACCGCAAGAGAGGGCCCAAGCCCAAGCACCUCCUGGUUCAGGUGCCUUCUUUUGCCAGGAGGUCCAACAUCCUGGCGGACCUCCAGGAGGCGUCCCUGGACGAGGACGACCGCCGGCAGAAGUCCAGCCCCAUCCAGAUGCUGCGUCCGCAGGCCCAGCAGUACCAGCUGAACAGCAAGAAGCACCACCAGUACCAGCCGCUGUGCCGGGAGCGCGAGGCCGAGCAGCAGGCCCCCGGCAAGAAGUUCUACUACCAGCUCAACAGCAAGAAGCACCACCACUACCAGCCGGAGCUCAAGGCCCACGAGCCCGUGUUCGCUAAACCCCGGGAGCUCAAGGCCCCGGAGCUGAGCAACAAGGGCUACAACCUGCCGCCCGUGCUGCAGCAGAAGUGGGUGCGGGACAAGGACUCGGGCUGCCUGACCAAGGUGAAGGACAUCACCAUGGAGCUGAAGAACCUCCCGGCCGACCUCAACCGCCACAAGGAGCAGCAGCCGCUCAAAGCCAAGGAGGACGCCUCGCCACAGGCCAACGGCAGCAGCCGCAAGCUGAAGAUCGUCAAGAACAAGAACAAGAACGGGCGGAUUGUUAUCGUCAUGAGCAAGUACAUGGAAAACGGACUGCAGGCCGACAAGAUUAAGAACGGGGAUUCUGACGCGGCCGGAAAGCAGCCGCACGAAAAGGACGGCAGUAUGGAGAAGCACCUGGAGAAGAUGAAGCUCGUGAAAAAGCUCGGCCUCAAGAAUGGAUUUACCAAACGGCUGGAAGACAAACCAAAUGUCCUCUGCUCUGGAUUUAAUGCAGAUUUCCCCAAAGAAAAAGAGCAGUCGCCUCUUGUGGAGCUAACUGUGACGGAGCAGGGGAGGCGUGAUGAGGUCAGGAGUCAGGGGGAGCUUCCAGCGGAUCAUCCUUUACGUUUGACAAGCAAGCCUAAUCUGCUUCCCCUGCCGUUGGAGAGGGGCGCUCCCCCCGUGCCGGACAAAAGAGGCAGCCAAGGUGGGAUUCAAGGACUAAAGCGACACCUCUCCGACGCGGGGGAACAUGAGAGUAGUAAGAGGUUUCUGAGCUGCAGGAGCGUCAGCGUCCCCGACGCCGUUUCCUCAGCCUCCCAAAGCAGCAGCUGCAGCCAAAACGGCCAGCAGAGUCCGGCGGGGCCGCAGGACUGCGGCUACGCCGAUCAGGACGAGCCCAUGGACCUGAGCAUCCACAGGUCCACGUCUCCGGCCUGCUCUGCCGCUCAGCCGGAGACGCAGACGCAGGCCGAGCCGCUGGCGCGGGACGAAGGCCAGACCAGGACAGACACGCCGGCGGAAACUCAGUCUGACACACACACACCGGCAGAGGACAACGUUGAGUCUGUAGCCGUUUCUAACCCCGAAAAGAGGAAAGAGGAGACUUUCCCUUCCUUCCAGCCUUUCCUUGGGAAUAUAGUCAUCACGGACAUUACUGCAAACUGCCUCACGGUGACGUUCAAGGAAUACCUCACAACAUAACACAGCCCCGCAACUGGAACCAUGUACAGGAUAUACACGGAUAUAUUUGUAUUUUUGAAAACCUUGAAUGUACAAAUGAACUUUUUCUUUCUGUAUAGUUCAGAUUCCUUUUUUUUUAAGCAAUGUUUAUUGCAUUUUUUUCCAUAUUUGUACUCUGAAGCUUGGCCUGUUGUUACUUCUGGAGAUUUUAUCAUAUGCAGUAUCUAAUUUCAAAUAUAUUAAAUAUGGCUAAAGGGUCAAAUGUAGUCAAAUGAAUGACUAAACUUUAAUCAAAGAUGCACUUACUUUUGUAAAUAUUCUUCAAUUUUCUAUGGAUGUCCUUUGAUUUAUACUCCCAGCUAAUGUCAGGCGACUGUAGAGAAUUUUGUAAGGAAGAAAAGUUUAUUGAAUCAUGGUAAGUUACACUGUGUCCAGGUGUGUGGGUUUGCGUGUGUGUGUGUAUGUGUAUGUGUGUGUGCGUGCGUGCGUGUGUAACAGAUGUACAGUUGUAAAGGCGGAUGCAUGCUGCUUGGACAGAUGCUGCCAUUAGGCAUGCUCGGACAAGCAGAUAAAGAAAAAUGAAGCACCUUUCCUGUCAAUAGAUAUGAUUUGUGUGGUGGAAACGAAGGAUGAGAGAAAAUGGAAAUGGCCGAUUAUUCAUGGUCACCGUUUGAUACAUGUCCCGUCAUUUACUAUCCGUUCAGUGUGUUUAAGCUCAUUUAUCUCCAAAUCUGAUUGAAACAGCAGUCUCUGUAAAUUCUGUCUUGCACCAGGUUGACCUGGGUGAUCCAUCAGGUGCUCUUUGAAUCGACUUUUCAUUGUUUUUUUCCAGCACAGAAUGGGUUUAUCUUGGCAUUUUGCAACAAGGCAGCAAUUACAGUGUGUAAAAACCACAUUUCAUAUGUUAUAAAUGCCAACGUUUAAGGGGGGGGAGUCCCUCCCAACGCCAUGUGAUCUGUGGUGCGUUCAGCUGCUCUGUGAGAACGGCAGCGCGCCUGCGUUCUCAUGGGGAAGUCGAGACCUCCUAUGACACGUUUUGCAAUAAAUUGAUUGCAGGUGA
Cololabis saira (Pacific saury) is the source of this 2798-nucleotide messenger RNA. Its product is annotated as E3 SUMO-protein ligase CBX4-like. Bases 62 to 1759 code for a protein of 565 amino acids. Lineage: Eukaryota; Metazoa; Chordata; Actinopteri; Beloniformes; Belonidae. The record is from RefSeq and is a predicted model, not a curated record. Gene Ontology annotation, biological process: negative regulation of DNA-templated transcription. The transcript is spliced from 5 exons.